AUGGCGUCCCAUCACAACCAGGACAAGUCCCGCCGACGCGACUACGACGCAGGAUAUGACACACACCAGCAGUACCGCAUGCUUUACCGACAAGACCCUAUGCUGAAUGGGUCUGAUGACUCUGAACUGCUCACUGAAGAGCUUUAUGUGGGCACCCGGAGUUCCGCAUGGGACCAAACAGCUGCUGGUAGCACUGCUGGGCUUACCCGGGAUUUUGGAAAUCAUGACUAUCUUCAGCCAGGACCCGACGCCACAGUUGAUCCGCAAAAUCUUGCUGACUCUGGAAUACACCCAAGCAACAUCGACACUUUUUCCUACGAGAACUUCACGACCUUUUCCGACGAUCCAUCAUCCUACGCCGAGACUUCAAUGGCGGGUUUCGACGGUGCAAGCUCCAUGACGCCACUUCCAGAGAACACAAAUCCUCCCUCUACCACGCCCAGCACGCCCAGCACUGCAAGCACAACAACCCAAUACCCCCGUCCAGAAAACUGGACUUCUUCCCCUGAAGGCAACUUUUCAUCCGAUGAGAGGUAUAAGAAAGACCUCGACAGGCACAUCCGGUCGCACCAUGCUUCGUGGGCCAAGAAGAACCCCAAGCUGGCCAACCUAUCAAGCACUAAGGUUUACAAAUGCGGACGAUGCGGCUACGAGGCCGAUAGGAGCGACAAUGUGAAGCGUCAUGUAGACAAGGGUACCUGCCAGAAGAAGAAGUAA
Molecule: messenger RNA, 717 nt
Organism: Diaporthe amygdali
Lineage: Eukaryota; Fungi; Ascomycota; Sordariomycetes; Diaporthales; Diaporthaceae
Exons: 3
Coding region: 1-717 (238 amino acids)
Source: RefSeq, a predicted model, not a curated record